Ictalurus punctatus (channel catfish) is the source of this 9281-nucleotide messenger RNA. It is a transcript of the gene bambib, whose product is annotated as BMP and activin membrane-bound inhibitor homolog (Xenopus laevis) b. The transcript is spliced from 3 exons. Bases 544 to 1314 code for a protein of 256 amino acids. Gene Ontology annotation, molecular function: frizzled binding. Gene Ontology annotation, biological process: positive regulation of canonical Wnt signaling pathway; negative regulation of transforming growth factor beta receptor signaling pathway; transforming growth factor beta receptor signaling pathway. The record is from RefSeq and is a predicted model, not a curated record. NCBI's taxonomy places the organism in Eukaryota, Metazoa, Chordata, Actinopteri, Siluriformes, Ictaluridae.
UUUGCUGAUUUAUCAAUGGGGUUAACAGUGGGCGUGUCCAAGACCCAUUUCUUGGCGUAUGUAAACGAAACAGGACGCCAUCCAAUCACAGCCCGGUGUAUGCAAACGAGGCAGGUAGUGAUCCAAUCAGCGUGUUUAUGGGCGGAGUCUAUCCGAGGCUGUGAUCCUGCAGUCUGAGCUCAGCGCUGUGAGACUUCAGAAGACCGGCGGAGUGUCCGCGUUUCAGUCGGGACUUUAAUUCUCCAUAAACACACACACACACACACACACACACACACACACACACUCCAGCACCAAAAAGGAAAACAAAACAACCCAAGCACUGGAAUUUAUCUUUUCUAUCUUUUUUUUUCUGGAUGUGAAAAGAAGAGUAGCCUUUUGUUGUGUUUGCGAGGUUUCAGUGAUGUGAUUUGGGAGGAGGAGGAUGAUGAUGAUGAUGAUGAUGAUGGAUUAUAUUCCGGAUUUGUCCUGCAUCGUGAUGUGUGUGUCCUGGACAAGCUGAGAGACAGAAGAGACAGAGACUGAAGUGUAACAGUGUCCUUAAUGGAGCGCCUGGUUUACAUCUGGCUGCAGCUGGAGCUCUGGGCCAUGGCUGUGCUCUUAACCAGAGGAGAAAUCCGGUGUUAUUGUGACUCGCCCCACUGUGUGGCUACCGGUUACAUGUGCAAGUCGGAGCUUAACGCCUGCUUCACACGCGUCUUAGAUCCCCAAAGCUCCAAAUCUCCACUCUCGCACGGCUGUUACGAGCCCGGGCUCGUGGGAAACGGAGGGAGCGCGUGCCGAUCCGAGGCUACCCAGGACGCCCUGCGCCCUGCCGCGCUCGAGUGCUGUCACGAGGAUAUGUGCAAUUACAGAGGGCCACAGGAUCUCACCUACGGCCGGGGAGAAAGCACGGAUCAUCGGAGUCGUCCUCAGGCUGAAGGCGGCCGUCAGGUAAUCGCCCGCGUGCAGGAGAUGCCCUCGUCCAAGGAAGUGUGGUUCCGCGCCGCCGUCAUCGCCGUGCCCAUCGCCGGCGGCCUCGUCCUCGUCCUCCUCAUCACGCUGGCUCUGCGGAUGCUGCGCGGCGAGAACCAGCGCCUGAGACAGCAGCGACGCGAGAUGCUCUCUCGCCUCCACUACGGCUUCCACGGGCAGCAUCUCUCCAAAAGCCGCGGCACCAAACUCGACCUGGAGUGCAUGAUGCCUCUGGGAGGACACGAGAACUGCUGUCUGACCUGCGAUAAGAUCAGACAGUCUGAUCCGAGCAGCCAGAGACUCUUAUCGCUGGUGCACUGGGGACGGCACGGCCCGAGAGGCAAGCUGGAGUUGGUCUGAACGUCCUUUCGGAUAAAAAAAGACUUAUAAACUCGAACGCAUCAUCCAUCCGGUUGCUGCUGUGGAAGCACUUUACUUGAAUCUGACAUUUAAAAACGCGACGUCUCUAAUAACUGAAGGAUUUAAAACAAAACAAAACAAAACAAAAAAAACAAGACUUGUGUUAAAGAUUUGCACUUUUGUAUAAAGAAGAAGAAGAAGCGUAAAAAAACAAAAAAAAAACGACAACGCAAACCCGGACUGUUCACGCUUCCUAAGUGUACACAUUUGUUCGUGUAAAUAUCACAUGACCCAGAAUCAGUCCGUUGUGUCUCUUUUUUUUUCUUCUUCCAACCCCCCCCCCCCCCCCCUCACCCUCCCCACCCCCCCACGUGCUAACGAUACCAUGACAUUUCUACCGGCCCCACACCAAAAUUCCACCGGAUAUUUCCUAAGCGUAUUCCGAAUACAUCGCUACGUUCCUGUCUCACAUUUAACGGUCACUUAACGACCGGAACCGGAAACAAAAGAGAAGACCGAAACGCGAAGGUCCGAGAGGGAAAAAAAACGAUAUUCGUAACUCGUAACGUUUUAUACACGAUCGGUAGUUUUCACGUUAAAAAAAAACAAAAACGAAAAGAAGCGUUCGUGAUGUAGCACGUCGGCGCGGUUCGACGCUUUAAAAAAAAAAAAAAUGCUUAAACACAAAAAUGUUUUUUUUUUUUUUUAAAGAUAAUGAAUGGGAAAGAAACUUCCAGAAGCAGGUCUCUUGGCGUUCCCUGCUGUGCUCUGUAAUUAUCCCGCGCAAUUAUCCGUCACGAGAAGAUUUAACGAGGAACGAUGAACAGCGGAUUUGCGGUAUAACGGACGGUAAACGCUAAGGAGGAGCAUUGGAAGUCGGCCAUUUUGUCUUUCCUUAGAAGUACUUUGUAAACGUGAACGUCUUUACUUCAUAAAGCUGUGUAAAUGUUAUUACGUGUAAAGUGAGAGAGAGAGUGAGAGAGAGAGAGAGAGACGGGCGCGGUGUAACAGCUUCGUUAAAGCGUGAAUCAUUUGUUCGCUGUAGUUCACGUGGGAACGUGAAAUAAAUGCCAGGAGCGAUCUCAUAAAUUUCACGUCUUUAUUGCUGGAACCCGAAACGUUCGGCGUGAGGACGUUCUCCUCAGAGAGUUCCACCGCGGUGCUGUCGAGUCCUUGAUUCCGAUCCGUCAGAGACGUGUUGAUUCAUUUUUCCAGAACAAAAGCCGCAAACACACACGUCGUAUUACGCCGUCGUUUCUAUAGCAACACCGGGUCGCAUUUACGUGAUGCCGAGAGCCGUCUUUUCACACCGAGGACGACCGAGAGACCCGUACACGACCGUUACAAAAGGUGCAAACGUUCACCGAUGCUCUAUACAUUAAGAGACGUGAGGGGGGGUGUAAACUUUUGAACAGGAUGAUCCGUGUGUAAAUUGUUAUUAUUUUGUUUAACGAUGCUGUUCUUUUCAUUUAGUACCGCCCUUCGGAAGCUACAUUUCCCAGAAGACGAAACUGUAAUCAUUUACACACGAUCGUCCUGCUCAGAAGUUUACACCCCCCUGCGCUCUUAAUGUAUCGUGCCGCCUUCUCGAGCAUAGAGCCCCUUUCCAGCAUAUGAUGCUGGGAUCCGUCUUUUCACACCGAGGACGACCGAGAGACUCGUACACGACUAUUACAAAAGGCGCGAACGUUCACCGACGCUCACGAAGGCGACGCGAUACGUUAAGAGCACGGGGGGGGUGUAAACUUUUGAACAGGAUGAUCGUGUGUAAAUGAUGAUAAACCAUUUCUUCUGGCUUCCGAAGGGCGGUACUAAAUGAAAAAGUACGAUCGUUAAACAAAAUAAUAACAAUUUACACACAGAUCAUCCUGCUCAAAAGUUUACACCCCCCCCCCCCUCACGUCUCUUAAUGUAUAGAGCAUCGGUGAACGUUUGCACCUUUUGUAACGGUCGUGUACGGGUCUCUCGGUCGUCCUCGGUGUGAAAAGACGGCUCUCGGCAUCACGUAAAUGCGACCCGGUGUUGCUAUAGAAACGACGGCGUAAUACGACGUGUGUAUUUGCGGCUUUUGUUCUGGAAAAAUCAAUCAUCUUAGGACAUCUUAUUAUCGUUAUUAUUUUAUUACUUUCAUACAUUUUAGCUCCUGAGUGUGCUACAGUGGGGUUUUUAAAAAAAAAAAAAAAGUCAAUUUGCUGAAAGACUUUGAUGAAACCUGGACUAAGAUAAAGAGGAUUAAAAUGAUCAAGCCCGGACGUCUUAACGUCGCAGAUUAGGGUUUGAACAUCCGUAAAACUUAGUCUGAAAUCCUCUCCUGAUGUGGGUGGUGCCAACGGACGCAACCACAACAUGAAGGAAUUUUGUCCCCGGGAUUCUGAGUAGCUUAAUCGAGCCCAGAGAGUGGGUGUGUUUGCAUGUCAACACUCACACACGCACACACACACACAGCAUUGGAGUCAUUAGUGGGAGUGUGUGGGCUACCACUGCGAAGUGUGGAAGCUCUUACGUUAAUGUCUCGUUUUAUCAAAGCGCUCUCAGCCAGGCCACACUCACUCUGCCAGCACUCUUUUACUCUUUCUCGCUCCAUUCAUCUGUCACUCCUCUGUGCUAUUAGCUAGAAGUCUUUCCCACCGUCUCUCUCUCGUUAUCUCUCUCACACACCUGUCUGUCUUUCCCAGCCACAGCUGCGCGUCUCUCCAGGUGACAGGUGCUGUAACCGAGCCUGAGAGCAAACCCCAUCCGCUAAUCUGUUAACGGCCCGGCUCGGGCCCGCCGCGCCGUUACUAUCCACAUGCUAAUCUCUUAAUUUUGCUCAUUAGACUUUAUUUACAUUCCUCGUCCAACUGCCCGGGUUUAGUCACGCCGCCGUUAGUGCGUGUCCAAUCCCGCAGCAGAUGAUGAAGUGCUUCAGCUGGAGGUUCUCGAGGCUUUAACAAAAGGACAGGACUUCACGCUUGGCGGUUUUUGUGCAAUAGGACAGGCAGCAUUUUUCAGUGUAAUUAACUGAGAGAGAGCGAGAGAGGCAGAGAGAGAGAGAGAGAGAGAGAGAGAGAGAGAGAGAGACAAAGACAGGGAGGCAGAGAGAGAGAGGAAGAGAGCGAGAAAAAGAAAGAGAGAGAGGCAGAGAGAGAAAGAGAGAGGCAGAGAGAGAGUGAGAGGAGAGAAAGGAAUAAAGAAUGAGAGAGAGAGAGAAAGAGAGACAGAGAGAGAGGCAGAGAGAGAGGGGGGAGAAAGGAAUAAAGAGUGAGAGAGAAUGAGAGAGAGAAAGAGAGAGAGGCAGAGAGUGAGAGGCGAGAAAGGAAUAAAGAAUGAGAGAGAGAGAAAGAGACAGAGAGAGAGGCAGAGAGAGAGAGGGCAGAAAGGAAUAAAGAAUGAGAGAGAAUGAGAGAGAGAGAGAGAGAGAGAGAGGGGCAGAGAGAGAGAGGGCAGAAAGGAAUAAAGAAUGAGAGAGAAUGGGAGAGAGAGAGAGAGAGAGAGAGAGAGGGGCAGAGAGAGAGGGCAGAAAGGAAUAAAGAAUGAGAGAGAAUGAGAGAGAGAGAGAGAGAGGGGCAGAGAGAGAGAGGGCAGAAAGGAAUAAAGAAUGAGAGAGAAUGAGAGAGAGAAAGAGAGAGAGAGGGGCAGAGAGAGAGAGGGCAGAAAGGAAUAAAGAAUGAGAGAGAAUGAGAGAGAGAUAAUGAGAGAGAGAGAAAGAGACAGAGAGACCGAAACAGAAAGAGAGAGUGAGAGAAAGAAAAGAAAAGCUGGUAAGGGAAACUACUGUUUAAACAUUAAAUGUAACUAUAAACGGAUACAAAGUAUGAGAACUUGUACUCGAUGGUCAAAUUGCUGUGGGAUAAAAGUUGAGUUCAAGGUGCGGCGUGAUAUUAAAAUAAUCCACUCCGGGGUGGGAACAUUCAUUUCCGAUUACAGCAGGACCCCGAGGGUGUUGUUCAUUACAGAAUUUUGCACGAAAGACUAAUACAGGAUUUCUCUCUCUCUCUCUCUCUCUCUCUCUCUCUCUCUCUCUCUCUCUCUCUCUCUGCCAGUAUAUUUGAUAGACGAGUACUGCUUGUCAAUCAAAUAAGCUCCACCCCCUAGUUUACAACGUUCGACAGUGUUCAUCAUUUUAACCCAAAACCUUAUUUUGUGUAUGUGUGAGUGUGUGUGUGUGUGUGUGUGUGUGUGUGUGUGUGUGGUGGAGGGGCAGGAAGAAAACAAUGAUGUGUCAUUCAUUAAUACAUAAAAAAUGUCUGUGGUAUCAGAAGAAUAAAACCCUUUGAGACGGUAACAGUACGUCUGCUCCAUCACACCGCCCUGUCUUUGAUUCACUUCCUAUGACAAGACAACCCCGAGUGUGUCAUUCGUUCCAUAACUCCGACCUCCUUCAAACCGUCUUUACUGUAGUCCGAAAGACAAAUACGAGGUGUUUUUUCUUCCUCUCUUUCCGCGAGCGCGUUCGAUAGACGACAGCGACGACGCGAUUUGACCGCUUGUCAAUCGAAUAAACCCCGCCCCCCCCCCACUUAGUUGAGAGUGUGUUUGACGUAAGUCAAGCUCAAAGCGUUUUUGGGAAACACGUUGGCAACAAACAAAACAACACAAAAAAAGCUUUCUUUUUUGUGUAGAAUUAAAUCUAAUCGAAGUAUUAUAAAUAAAUCAAAUAACAUGAAUAUAUAAAUAUUGGCACCCUGUCCAGGGUGUACCCCGCCUUGUACCCGAUGCUCCCUGGGACAGGCUCCAGGUUUCCCCGUGACCCUGAAGAAGGAUAAGCGGUGUAGAAGACGGAUGGAUGGAUGGAAAUAAAUAAAUAAAUGAGGUAGUAUAAAGUUUCACAUCAUGCUUUUGUGACGUUUAAAAAAAUAAUAAGAAUUUCACCGGUGUUCUUCUUUAACACGGCUUAUCUCCGAGCCCCUGAUUGGCUCCUGGCUUCCUCGUCCUUACGGCGUGUCCUCUGGUCAUACUCGAGUCGCCAAACCGAACGGAAGAAUGACGCAGAAUCGAAACGCAUACGUUUAAAGUUUCUGCCCUGUGUGGAGGGAAAACCUGUCUCCGUUGCCGCGAAUACAAGAGCGGGCGUUUGCUUCUGACGGUAAUAACAGGGACCUCCUUCUGGAACGUUCUAUAUAUUUAAGUCUGUAUUGGUUUUACGGCUUUAACGUUUACUUAGCCGGAGUCCUCGUUACCUUUAAAUUCUCCGGAACCGUCGCGACUCCACCCUUUGUUUUCUAAGAUUCUCCUGACUGUACAGGCAAUCGUUUCAAACGGCAGUGGAUGUACAUCGUGCCGCCUUCAGAGACAAAGAUCGGAGCGGUUCGAUACUCUAAACCGCCUAUAUAGCAUUAAAAAGAGGCUCCCGUUAGGGUCUGUUCAGCGUGUACUGUAGGUCAUGACGGAAAGAUCACGUUUCCAUGACAUGAGAACUCGGCAGGAGAAGUUCUCAAAGUGUUUCGCAGAAAUCAUAAACACGUACAGGAAAGUCUAGUACUCCGGCACGCUGUGGCGAAACAGUCUGCCUGCUCCGACUUGCCAGAUAAUAUCAAAGUGCUCUAAAUGAGAGACUUCAAACCUGGAACAGCUCCAUUCCCACUGAAAACAAAGGCUAAAGGUGUUAGGAGAAGGAAGGAGGAGAGAGAGAGAGAGAGAGAGAGAGAGAGAAAAGCUUUUUAACUCAAUUACUAAAAUCUUGACAGGCUGUCUCGGAGAUCCGCUUCAACACUUUACAACACACACACACACACACACAUACACACUACACGCCAUUAUCUCCAUUCCUCCAGGUCAUGUGAGAAACCAUGGCUUUUAGGGGGCAGAUUUGGGGGCUCUUAGCGACGGUCUGUUCUCAAAUCCCCGGCCUGUUCCAGACUUGAUCAACAGAGCGAGCGUGCACUUUGAACUUGGAGUGCGAGGAAUGCAGUUAAUGCAGGAGCUCACGGGGCGUAGAGCAGCCGAGAGGUCGAGGGACAUCCUUCUUUAGGCCCGGCAGCUGAGCUACUGACGCGCCGCAGAGUCGGAUAAAAAGAGAUAUCAUAAAGAUCCCAUAAAGAUCUUGAGCCACAAUAAUAACUGAAUUUAUACAAAUGAACCCGUUCAAACGUUUACACGCGCUCGAUUCUUAAUCCCGCGUGUCGUUCCCUGGACGAUCGACGACGUGAUGUGUUUAUGUUCUGUGAGAGCCCUUCACGAGUCCCUUGUUUAUCCUGAGCGGUUAAACCGCCCGCUGUUCUUCAGAAAAAUCCUCCAGGUCCUGCACAUUCUUCGCUUUUUCCAGCAUCUUUCCGGCAGCGGCUAUAUGAUGUUCAAAUCCAUCUUUUCACACUGAGGACGACCGAGGGAUUCGUACACGGUUAUUACAAAAAGGCGCAAACGUUCACCGAUGCUCAAGAAGGCGACACGAUACGUUAAGAGCGCGGGGGGGUGUAAACUUUUGAGCGGGAUCGUGGGUAAAUGAUUAUAAUUUUGUCUUCUGGGAAAUGUAGCUUCUGAAGGGCGGUACUAAAUGGGAAAAUAAAGAAGAUCGUUAAACAAAAUAAUAACAAUUUACACACGAUCGUCAUGUUCAAAAGUUUACACCCCCCCCACCCGGCACUUAAUGUAUCGCGUAUCAGUGAAUGUUCGCACCUUUUGUAAUAAUCGUGUAUGAGACUAUAUAUAUAUAUAUAUAUAUAUAUAUAUAUAUAUACACACACAUAAGCGACUUCCUCUUCAUAUGGCCAGAUGCUACUUCUAACACACGACAGGAAGUACCUGGUCAGAGCACAAAGCCAGCCGAUUUUCCCACCCUAAAGUGCUUAGGGUUUUCGGGUCUUUCUUAGGAACAGGGCUGUAGCAUUGCUAAGGAUUACAUUGCAUUGCUAAUCCUUCAGAUACAGGAUUAUUAUUCUGGACAGAGUUGUGAGAUAUUUAUGAAAACCUCCGUUAUAUUAAAUUCAUCCGUGUCAUGAUAUUGUAUUUAUCAUCAAACAUAAGCUCAUGUAAGCGUAAGGGAACCACGCUGUAUAUCGGGGGCGGGGGUAAGCUAGAACAUUUCCAAUAUGUCUGCAGACCCCUGUCUGGUACGACACACACGCACACACACACACACGGCUCUCUCACAUGAACCGCGCUGACAGACAGGAAACACUUAGUCGUCUGCUGUUGGUCUCAAACCGAGGACACAUGAUACCUAUUCAAAGGAGCACUUUUAGCAAAGAGCAGUGCUCACAUUCCCCCCCGUGCAAUUUCAAAGACAUGAUAAAUGUACGUAGCAUGUUAAAUAUUAUGCGCGCACAUGCCCUGUUAUUCGUUCGGCUCCAGCGAGACCCUUUUAAAUGCUCCUGUAAAUCAGAUUCCAAGUGGAAGGAAUACCUCAUCCCAGCGCUAAUGUUGCUUAAAGGUUCGAUUAGCGUUCGCAUAAGGCUAAACGUUCCUCGGGCCUGCUAGCGUCCAGUCCUUAUUAGCAAGUUGAACUGUUACUCUGAGAGAAACCCCCAAGCCUCGAUUGUUGCGGUAAAACUAGCUUAGUUUUGAAUGAUUCCCAGCUUAGCUUUCUCUGUGUACAUUUACUAAUCUAAUCUAAUCUAAUAGGAUUAAUGAAAACUGGCAGACGUCGAACAAGAAACCGUGAAAAGCGUUGCGCGGAAAAAUAUUAGCCCGGGCUAAAAACCAGGCUUAAAAUAUUGAACCGAUGUUUCUGAGUAAACAACACGGCGCUAGCAUGGCACGCACGCACGUUAGCGUAACAGCCGAAAGAUGUCUUUGACAUCAAAGAGUAAAAAGACUCUCACGAUAUUUGAUUUAAGGUUCGAUUGAAGUUAACUUGUGACUAUUCCAGUGACUGAGUUUGGCUAAACAAAUGGUGCUAGCUUAGCAUGAUUGUGUCUCUGGAGAAAGCCGGUUUAUUUUCCGCCCUUUAUUUAAGAAAACGAUUUCCAUAAACGUUAUUUUCAGUAUGAUGAUUAAAGUGUUCUACCUUGCAUUUAAAAAUAAUAAACAUUUAUGCUAGCUUGGCCUCA